GGCCCUCCGGGGUCCUCGGCGGGGGCGUCUAUUCCACGAGUACACACACAUCACGCAGUCAGUCGUUCGGUUGAGCUCCCAGCGAUUAGUUGUGCGGUUUGGAAAAAAAAUUGGCGGAUUUUUUCACAAUUUGCUACGCCGUGGUGAAAGGUACUUUGGGUUCCGGAAUUGGCCCAAGUGGGCACUUGACAAUAGCGCGAAAGUGGAAUCUUCGGUGCAGAAUUUUACUACCCCUCUUCCGGUUGAGUGUGGGGAGGUGUGAAUUUGCCACAGUGGGGCGGAAUAAAACCCAAGAGAAGGGGUUAUUAUGAAGUGAUCCAUCACAGUGUCUACCCGAAAGGAUUAUAACAAUUGGAGGAGCCUACUUGGUUUGGCCCGAGUGCUGUUGGUGGUGACGAGGAAAGGAUUAUCUUCGGAGAAUCGUAUAUGAGAAGAAAAUGCUACAGCAAGGCUACUACGAUAUCGUGCAGAAUCAUUCGGAAGUAUCUUCAGGAAGUGAAUCAAAUAAUAACACUCCCUUUUCCGUGAAAGAUAUCCUCAACUUGGUCGACCAGAACGCUGCGGCGGCGGCCGCCGCUGAAGCGGACUAUCUCAACUGUCAAAUGGAAAGUGCAACAAACCCCCAUUUGGGCCUGGGUUACUCCGGCUAUGAAAACAUGUACCCGUCGCACACGGAUCCCUACCAAACAAUCCCGCAUGGUUACAUCCCUGCGUCGCAUCAUCACCACGACUAUUCGAGCUACAAUUCAUCACCUACAACAUGCUACGACUAUAAUGCACCGAGCGCGCCUCCACCCCACUAUCACCAUCAUUUAAUCCCGGCCUACAAUUCCUAUCCACAUCCCCAUUCAACGUCUUCGAUCAACGAAAUAACCCCUUCCGGCAGCAGUGGAACCGAUCUCGAGAUGUCCCUCGGAGUUGUCAUCGCGGGGACCAAGGAUUACUCGUUUCACAUCGAGGAGGUUCGCUCUACUAAUCCGGCUGCGAUGAACGUGAAUGCCGCUGAUCCAACGAGCGAUGCCCACAACACUACAAGUAGUCCCCCGAUCGAAGACAUCUCCGCUAGCACCUUAGUGCAAACCACGACCGAGAAAGUGAAGACCGAGCCCAGCUUUAACGCCGCUACGAGUAAUCCGAACCGAGUAACCUCCGAGCAUGUCCAGGAGCUGGACAGCUUGUGUCAGAUGAAUGGCAGCGAGGAGGAGACGAUACAAAAGGAAUGCAACACUCAGCUGGUCACAAGCUCUCGGUGCGAACUGCGCAAGAACGGUAAACUACGGGCCAAGCGGAAGCCCCGUAUACUCUUUUCCCAGGGUCAGGUGUUGGAGCUGGAGCGAAGAUUCCGACAGCAGCGAUAUCUUUCCGCACCCGAGCGGGAAACUUUGGCGGGGAUUCUGAAGCUAACUCCAACACAGGUAAAAAUCUGGUUCCAAAAUCGACGCUACAAAUCGAAACGCAUGCAGAUCGAGAAUGCCACCAGCCUCGAGAAGGAAGCGACGCUUGGCAGCAGCAAAAAUGGGGACCACGGGAAUAGCCCUUCGUCGGUGGAGUUUGUCGAGGAGGGCGUGGGCGUUGGAUAUUCUGCGGUUGGUUACGGAACGGUUGGUGCGCUGCCAACGGAGCCACCGCCUCCACCUCCCUAUCCGGCGUUCGGGAUUCAAUACAGCAGCGAACAGUACGGACCCCCGCCGAAUCCGUAUUACGACCAGAAGGGGUACUGGUAAAACAGCCGAAGGUAGCCUUAUUUUGUAAAUAUGAUUAGGAGUAGGAUUAGCGAAGCCAAAUAUUUGAAAGUACUAGACCAAAGAUGAAAAACGUUGUGCGUAGUGAUGGAGUGUAAAUGUUAUCCAUUUAGAUAGAUCAGGAAAUAAACAGAUUGAUGAAAUCAUGA
Messenger RNA from Toxorhynchites rutilus septentrionalis, 1891 nucleotides. Its product is annotated as muscle-specific homeobox protein tinman. Gene Ontology annotation, biological process: cell differentiation; regulation of transcription by RNA polymerase II. Gene Ontology annotation, cellular component: nucleus. The transcript is spliced from 3 exons. The coding region runs from base 438 to 1724 and encodes 428 amino acids. The record is from RefSeq and is a predicted model, not a curated record. Lineage: Eukaryota; Metazoa; Arthropoda; Insecta; Diptera; Culicidae. Gene Ontology annotation, molecular function: RNA polymerase II cis-regulatory region sequence-specific DNA binding; DNA-binding transcription factor activity, RNA polymerase II-specific.